Molecule: messenger RNA, 5335 nt
Organism: Oncorhynchus masou masou (cherry salmon)
Lineage: Eukaryota; Metazoa; Chordata; Actinopteri; Salmoniformes; Salmonidae
Product: transport and Golgi organization protein 1 homolog
Biological process (GO): protein secretion; vesicle cargo loading; endoplasmic reticulum to Golgi vesicle-mediated transport
Cellular component (GO): endoplasmic reticulum membrane; endoplasmic reticulum exit site
Molecular function (GO): protein binding
Source: RefSeq, a predicted model, not a curated record
AAUAAAUCUGCGGUAGUCAGAUCGUCAAAUCGAAUGGGAUAUUGCGUUCACUUGUCAGUAAACUUGUGGACGGUUUAGUUCUAUCCAACAAAGACGUGAUAAACCCGAAUCAGAACUUAUAUCGUGACGCAAUAAGAAGCUUUUAUUCUGCGUUCUGGUUUCAUGUCCUUGCUCUUAUUUUUGACAUUAUCUGCCCAGAUUUUGAUAUUUGCCUAAACGAUCAACAUCCUACGAAUUGUUCCAGCCUUGGAUUUGCCGACGUGUAGGCUUCAUCUGCUCAUGCUCCAGCAGAACCAGCCAGCCCAAUUACCAACAUGGCUGUAAAUGUUUCUUACGUAUACAGUUUUAUUUUAUGUAUUCAUCAUUUCAUAUCCAAAGCCGCAGUCGAAAGCAGAUUCUCCGACUUCAAAAGCUGUGCAGACGAGAAAUGCAGUAUGCUCUUGUGCCGGGGGAAAGCUUUUAGUGAUUUCACCAGACCAGACUGUCGGUUUCUGCCAUUUAAAAAAGGAGAGACAUAUGUCUACUAUAAACUCUCAGGCCAAAGGACAAAUAUAUGGGCAGGGAGUGUUGGUAACCGCUUUGGUUACUUCAAUAAGGACCAACUCGUAAUCAAUCACAUAUACAUUGAAAAAGAAUUGGAGAUUCCUGCUGAGGAAACCGACUUUGUUUGCUUUGACACUGGACAUGAUAAGUUUGACAGUUAUGACAUUGAUUCACUGUUAGGUUCCUCUUUAUUGUUAACAGACAAGGAGGAAUCUGUGCAAGUAACCACAGAGACUUUCUACCUAAACAAAAGUGGUGGAAGCACCACGGCGGGAGUGGAUGAGCCUCCACCUGAAGUGACAUUGUUAGAAAAUGAUGAGAUUGAUAGGGAUGUUCCUGAGGACAUUGAUAAGGUUGUAGAUAAUGAUGAUCUGAGACAUUUUGAGGCUUUAGAGUCCUCUCUGCCUCAGCCUGAAACUCUUGACACAAAGGGAGUGGAAUAUAACACUCUACUUGAGACCACAGCUGAGAGGAUCAAAGAUGACCUUCAGAAAGAUCAUCAGAGGACAGAGGACUCUGUGCCGUACAGUGUUGUUGAACCAGAGGAAGGUGAGAUCAAAGAAACCCCCUCAGAACCUCUAUCCAAAGAUGAUCCUGAGUUAGCAAAUGCACCUGAUGGUUUUUCAAAAGGCAGACCUAUUCCGGAGUUAAAAAACACACUUGGAAUAGCUUUUGAUGCGGUCACUUCCAAUGAUGAGGACUCUUGGAAGGUGACUCCAUAUGACGAGGAAAGUGACAAGACUGAAUAUCAGCAGGAUGAGGAAAGUGAUUAUCAUCUCAGGGAAACUCCAUUGCUGGCUUUUUCUGAAGAAAGUUCUAAUUUGAAACACGAGAACAUUCUGGAAUCUGAUCAUACAGAUGAGGAAGACAGUCUAUCAGAGGUACCUCAUACACAGAAACAGGACUCCAAGGACAAUAACCUGUGGUCUGCAUUUGGUGAUACAGUUUUUAACAUUGUCAGUUGUGGGGAAAGAAUAGCUCAUGUUGCCGGUUCAGAGGAAGAUGAGGAGGAUGACGAAGGUGAGAUUACACCAGAGCAGCCUCCCAAAAUUGAAGAACCCAAGGAGUCAUUUGGCUGUUCUACUUCCUCUGAGCUAAUCUUUGAGCAACCUACAGACUCUAAUUUUAGGGAGGAUGCUUUCAAAGUACCUGAUGAGGAUUCUCAGAUGUUGCAGUUUGAGGAUGAAUCUGAAGAAGCUGACAUUGAACCUUCAACACCUCCUGCUGAUGAUGUGAGUCCCUUUGAACACACUGAGGCUUUAGCAGAGAAUCUUACAGUAGAUGACAGCCCAGUCCCUAAACAGCUCUCACAGACAGACAUGCUCUCAGACUUUGAUAGUAAAAUUAACGAAUUAGAGCAGAAACAAGCUGUUGAAGAACUCCCCAUACAAAAAGAGGAGUCAAUAGAUUUCUCACAAGUAGAGAAUACAUUUAAACAGGGUGGUACAGAGCUUUUCAGACUAUUGCGAGAACCAUACCAGAAGAUCCCAGAUCCAAGUAAAAACACAAUGGUGAAAGAGAGCCAUCUUGAACUCCCCAUAGAGGAGGAUGAUUCAAUACACCUAGAGGGGGAAGAGAUUGAGGAAGAGUUGCUAGAGGAUGAAAAUGCAGUAUUGUCUUCAUCCAUCCAAAACUGAGCACACGAUGAAAAUGACACAGAAAGUCUAUUUGAAUUUGGGUCAGAGCAACUCAAUACAUAUACACAAACCGAUGUUGUAUCCAGUGAUGUGUUGGAUGUGGUCCAACACGACGAGGCUAUUGACAUAGAACCUGAGGUGCAUGAGACUGAAAAUUAUGCUGAAAGUCACACACCCUCACUUAAAGAUAAAGUUCUGGAUCCCCUUCCAAACAAGGAGACGGAAUACAGUGACAAUGUGUUUAGGCUGACACUAUUGCGAGACCACUUCAAGGAGGAGGAUAUGGAGCGCCUCCAAAAGAUUCUAGGUCUUCAGAAUCUCUUUAGGGUGGAGUUCCUGUUUUCUGACCUGGAGCUGAAGGCUGCCCGGCUGUCCCAGAUAAACACCAGUGAGGACAUUGAAAAGGUGCGGGAAGCCAUUUUGGAAGCCUCUGAAACCCCAAUCCUGGAUGAGAUUGAGAGGAUGCUGGAUGCCCAGGAGAACGCUGACCUGCAGCAGGAGGCUGGUGAGUUUGUUGAGGAAGCUUCCAUCUUGGACGACAUCCAGGAAUUGGUGUUCACCCUGAGUCAGAAGUACUCAACGGCCAGAAACAGUGCUCCCACGGCAGUGGGCAGUCAACUACACCCUGACACAGAUGGGGAUAUGUCUGAUGAUGUGGAGGAAGAGAAGACAUUCCCGCAGUCUGUGGAGGACACAGACAAGGACAACCUCACUGUGACAGAGACGGGGGAAGAGACUAAGGCACCUGAGAAGCCUGCCAAUGAUGGUCACAAGAUACCAGAUAUGGGCAUUGAGGAGGAUAGUGGGUACUUGAACAGAAACAAAGACAAUCAGACAAGCUCUAAAACUCAAGAAGAAGUCCAGAGGGGCCCUCAAACUAUUUUGGAAAAUACCUUGGACAUGGGACUUAGCGUAGACAUGGAUCGUCCUCCCUCAGGAUCUCUGGAGUCACCUCCUGUCACUGAUUUCCAUGAAGAUGAGCAGAGUGGUUCAUCAUUCGUAUCAGUGCUAAUUUUAUCUGGUCGUCUCAUCACCCUGUUUUAUGAGUAUCUUGGAAUAUAUGGUGUUAUGAUGGUCACCAGCCUGCCAGAGCACUGGAAGCCAGGUCCAGACUUCUACAGCGUGUUCUGUGAACCCAUGCUGGUCACUGCAGGUGCCGGGGUCAUCGGCUUCCUCUUCUGGAGGAGCAUUCUAUCUGUCAAAAGCAAGUCAUAUCUAACUACUGAAAAAGAGCUGGUGGACAGGAUGAAAAUGCUUGAACAAGAGAAGAAGGAGAUACUCCAAAAGGUCGCUGAACUGCAGCAACGGGGUGAAGAACUUAAAGAAAACCAAAAGCUGUCUGAAAAAUCUGCCACUUUAUCUCUGGAGAAGAUCCAGGAUUUGGAGAAUAUUGUGCAAGAGAUGGAGAGACAAAAUGAGCGCCUGGAUGCGGAAAAUCACUUACUCGCCAUAUCCUUUGACAAAGAGCGGGCCAAUACUGCGAAACAUGAAGAUAUGAUGUCCGAAAUGGAUAAAACCAUUGAGAAGUUGAAGCGCAGCAAGAAGAAGACCCAGCACGCACUCUCAAAGUCUACCAUUCUGAUGGAUGAAGUCAAGCUCUGUGAAGAUGCCCGUAAUGUCCAGCACCAGGUUCUGGAGAAGGAUAUUGCCACCCUGAAGGAGGAGAACCUCUCGCUGCACCAUGCUGCCAAGUUGUGGGAGGAGAAGCACAGAGAGACAAGAGAGCAGAUCAAAGUCUACCACAAGUCGCAGAAAGACCUGGAGGAUUCCCUUGUUCAAAAGGACCACAACGUUCUAUCUGACCUGCUAGGAGACCUGGAGGCCUGCGAUGACCUGAAAGGUGGAGUUGUGGCUAACGGGGAAGCCUUUAACGACAAGCAGACCAUCAUCCAAAACCGCAUUAAGCAAUUGAUGGUCGUCUCUCGGGUCCAGACCACUCUGUCUGUUGUGGAGGAAGAGCGCGAUCGCUUCAUGACCAAGCUGCUGAACGAAGAGAAGUCCAGGAAAGAGCUGGAAGAGCAAUUACAGAAGCUGGAGCAUGACAUCUUGUUGGUGAAAAGUGACAAGAACCACCUGGAGAACCAGUACAAGACCCUGCAGCAGAAGAAUGACAUCAUGACCGAGAUGUACCAGCAGAAGGAGAACGCUUUGCAGCAGAAGCUGACCAAGGAGGAGUUUGAGCGCCCCAACAAGGAAGACCGGCUGAUGAAGGUGGACAGCAAGGCCCUAGAGGAGGAGGUCAAGGUGUGUAAGCAGCGCGUUAAAGAGAUCCAGGAUGAGCUGAAACGGACCGAGAAGUCCUACAAAGCCCAGAUCAUUGAGCAGGAGCAGAAAUCUCACGAGAACUGGGUGAUUGCACGCGCCGCAGAGCGAGCUCUGUUCGACGAGAAGAAGGAAAACACUAACCUUCGUAACUUACUGACUGACAUGUCCAGCAAGCUGAAUGAGCUCCGUAGGCCUCUGUUCAAGCACACCCCUGGGAUGGCUCCCAUGCCUCUCCGACGAGGACCACGACCUCGCGGCCGUUACCCUCCUGACCACAAACACCCAGUGGCUUCUAGACCUGACACCAUGGCCCCACGUACAUCCUCACCAAGCGAUCUGGGCAGCUCGACCACUCCACUAGAGUCACAGGCUGAGGCCCAGGCCUCCACAGAGAACCCAGAGGCAAACACUCGACCUCAGGGUCCUGGCUCCCUGCUGGUCUCUCCCAUCAGGUCCCCCCCCCGACUCAAGCCCCGGCCCCCUCAGACCAGUCAUCAGCCAUCCUUCCGGACUCUGCUACCGUCCCAUUCUCGGACCCCACCACAUCCCUCCUCCCCCACCCUUCAUGCCUCCCGUGUCCCGACCAGACAAUGGACACUCAGGCAUGAUGCGUCCUGGACCCCCACCGCCUAACGGACACCCGCCUGGUCCCAUGAUACCACCCGGACAUCGGCCUCCAACUCCUGGUGCUUACAGUCCCCCUUCCCCACACAACCGGGACCUUCCUCCACCUUCUCACUAUGAACCGGUGCCUUCCCCAUUCAGUAGGUGGUGAAUUCUGGCCCCCAGCUUUUAUCUCAAGUGUUUCCGGCAGCCCUCCUAUGGCCCGACCCAUGGGACCCCCACAUACCUACGUGCACUAUGGACCACUUGAUCACUCCAUCCUGCCC